Messenger RNA from Hyaloscypha bicolor E, 4014 nucleotides. RefSeq lists its product as uncharacterized. The record is from RefSeq and is a predicted model, not a curated record. Gene Ontology annotation, biological process: TORC2 signaling. Gene Ontology annotation, cellular component: TORC2 complex. Bases 1 to 4014 code for a protein of 1337 amino acids. The transcript is spliced from 3 exons. NCBI's taxonomy places the organism in Eukaryota, Fungi, Ascomycota, Leotiomycetes, Helotiales, Hyaloscyphaceae.
AUGGUUGGACCACCGAGCACUCUGAGCUCGUCUGCGACGACGACUCAGAAGUCAUUUUAUACCCAGCAGUCGACCCCGUAUAACACGAAUGGCACGAAAACUCCUUCAGAUCGAGAUGGCCUACAACCAGGCGCGCUCGCGAAUGGCGCCCGUUCAAAUUCCAGCUUGUCGUUUGGGCCCCGCGGCUCAUCACUUGCUCCUUCCCCAGUAGCACCUGGCAGCUUUAGUUCAAACAUGCGAAAUCAGCUUGCACCUUCGAGAACCGGCUCCGGACAAGACAUCAAUGCCUCGAUGGUGAACCUGGAGAGACUCGAUGAGGAUGAUGGCCUGGUAUCGGAGCAGGUCCUUGCGACCCUUCGUGAAUCGUUGAACCGAGAAAUGAAGAUCAAGGAAGGCAGUGAGAAUAUGCUGGAGGCACUGAACACGAAGAAGGCAAAACAGACCAAGGAACAACGGCAGAGGGUGGAGGCAGAGCUCAAUUCUUCAAACCAGAAGAUCAAGGAGCUGAGGAAUCAGAUAACGGAGCUCCAGAGGCCGAAACCACCCACAACACCGACAAGGACGCGCAUGGAUGUUAUUUUUCAAAGCAGUAAUGGGCUACGGUCUCCCCACAGUGCUACGAAGAGUGCGGCUGGGUCGGAAUUUGAUGAGCCAACCGAGUCACCCACAUAUGCCCUCGCUGAGAUUCUACAAGCGCUGGAAGUCGAGGGGCUCACUCCGGAUUACUAUGUUGGCCAUGCCAAUAAUCUAGUCGAGCUUUUCAAACGGCAUCCGACUCUGAAAUACGAUCUGGUUUGGUCAGUCUUUGGCUUGCGGAUGCAGGUGAUGCUUCUGAGCGAGAGCAGAGAAGUUGUUGCUGCUGGAUAUCGAAUGACGAGAUACGCAAUUUCGGAUAUCAGCUCGCUGCAGAAAAUAAGAUCGCUCAAUAUUGAUUAUCUGGUUGUCCUUUCUCUAAUUAAAGAACGAAAAGCCGAUGUUGAACGAGAACAAGCCUUGAAAUUUGUCCGCGCCUUUCUGGAUGUCAAAGACGGGGUCAGUGAGGUGUCAAGGGCUGUUGUGAGGACCAUAGCCUCAGUCGCCGAACACACUGAGGAUCGAUUGAAAGCUAUCUGUAUAGAGACUUUGGCCGAAAUCAUGGUCCGAAACCCGGCCCUUCUCGUGACCUCAGGUGGACUCAGGCCCUUGGCAGAUGCUUUAGGGGAAGGGACGUACGAGGCCUCGGGAAGUCUUACGGCAGCAUUCCUUUUCCUACUGGAUGCACCACAACGCCGGAAAUAUCUCCGCUCGGGUUAUGAACUGGAGGUUCUAUUUACAGCUUUCACAGAUUCUCUGUAUGCCAAGGAGAACAUCUUGAAACAAAAUUCGAAAGCUAUCUCGUAUGCAUUGAAGUCCUGGCCAGGUCUCAUGACUCUGUCGAUGUACAAUUUCAGAGCUAUACGAUCCUUAGUCUCCUGUUUGAUGCUGCCGAACCCCACGAUUCGAGAAACAGUCAUCGAUCUUCUCUACUCGCUGCUCCGGAUCAAAUCUCCAUUUUGGGCACCCUCUUUCUUAGCUGGCCGGCGACUAACAACAUACGGGCGAGUCGCUACUCUCAAAGCUGCGCCGCAGAAGACUGCGCAACCUGUAGAGGAAGAACCUGGGGAGAAGAGUUUCGUAGACCACUACACGGCAUUGUUACUCGCAGUCUUGAUCGCAUCGGAUAUGUUACCAGGUCUUCUACAGGUAACUCGAGACGCCGACAAUUCGAUGCUGAAGCGGAAGACGACACUACUAAUCGGAGAAGUCUUGAAGCUUGCUGAUAGUUUACUACCCUCAACUUGGAGUGCUGAUCUGCAGCUCCUGCCGGAGCUUUUUUCUGCAGCCUCUCACUUUGGAGACAACGAACGAUUUGAUGCGACCGGAACCGUGUACCAAAUCAGCAGUGUUAGUAGGACAUUAUACCGGACAGUACCUGCUGCUGGAGGUAUCUUAGCAAGCUCAAUCAACAGCAGCCAGGACAACCUGGCUAGUCUCGAGGACCAACCGAAGAGCAACCCGAAUGUCACGCUAGAUGAGACCACCUUCCGUCAGCUAUUGGUUGAGACGCAAGUCUUGUCAAGUACGAACCCAACAAAAUGGAAAUGGGACAUCAUCUUGAAGAUCAUUGAGGGCCCAUUGUUGAACGGCAAGCGUCUGGACGAAGCUAUCAAAGCAUCGAAAUUCAUCAAGCGAAUCAUGAGCUUUUACCGGCCAUUCAAGUACAAGUUUGCCGAGGUCAGAAACACUCGAAUUACUCAGAAAUAUGUCAAGGUCGGCUGUGCUCUUAUCCAUACUCUUCUCCAAACUGUGGAGGGUGUCAGGUACCUUGCGGACAACAAGCUACUCAGGCAGAUUGCCGAGUGCCUGGCACAGUGCGAUCCAACUAGCGGAUUGACGGCUCAAUCUCCAAUGUUCUCAAAAGAACGCCUCCAAGAGACCCUUUGUUGCGGAUAUUUUGCAAUGCUGGGGACCAUGAGUGGAGAUUUAAAAGGCUUACAGAUGCUGGAUCGCUGGCGUAUGAUUAAUAUGAUGUAUCACAUCAUAGAUCUCAAACAACGUCCUGAUCUCAUUAAACUUUUGCUUUCGAAUUUCGACUACAGUUUACCAGGUCAUCCAAGAGUUCUACUCUCGAAAGCUCUAACUGCAGGAUCGAAAGAGAUACGCAUCUAUGCAACGAAUGUUCUGAGAAAGUACUCUAGUCGGUCGAGAACAAAUGGGCCGGGUAACCAAGGCGUUGGGGAUUCCAAAUGGGCUAUUCAGCUCCUUGUGACGCAAUUAUACGAUCCGGAAGUGGAAGUUUGUGCAACUGCAAUUAAGAUUCUGGAAGAAGCUUGCAAUCGAAAGAACUACCUAGAGUAUAUCGUUGAGUGCAGGCCUGCACUUGAUCAUCUUGGAGAAAUUGGGGCGCCUUUACUUCUGCGGUUCUUGUCAACUUCCAUUGGAUACCAUUAUCUUGACGGCUUAGACUACAUCAGUAACGAGAUGGACGACUGGUUUCUUGGCCGAAAUGACACAUAUGUUGGUGUGAUCGAGGCAAGCUUAGCGCGCUCUUUUGUUGAGGUCACGGAGGAGACCUCAAAUCGUUUGAGUAUGGAUGUCGACAGCUUUGAAUUGGAAGGCGACAAUGACGCUCAUGUACCACCACACUUUUACAGGGAGUUGACAAGGACAAAAGAGGGUUGCAAGCUUCUCCGUGACAAGGGUCACUUUGAAGAAUUUGCAACGACAAUUCGCGAAUAUGGCAUGCUCUCUGACGAUUCAGAGCUGAUAUUGAAGGUCAAGGGUUGCUUGUGGGCCGUUGGCAAUGUCGGAUCCAUGGAGCUCGGUGCCCCGUUCCUGGAAGAAUGCGACGUGGUCGAGAACAUCGUGAGGAUUGCCGAAUCACAUGAGAUUAUGAGUUUACGAGGGACAGCAUUCUUUGUUUUGGGACUGAUCUCACGCAGCGUUCACGGGCUCGAGAUUCUGUCCGAGUUUGGAUGGGACAGUAACACGACAAAGAUGGGCGUAUCGCUUGGCCUUUGUAUACCACAGAACUUGGGAAAGUUCUUCUCGUUCCAACCGUGGAAGCAUGAGAAAGUCUCCGACAUUGUCAUGACAGAGUCUCAGAAAGCUGCAGCCGAAGCAGCCAAAAUGGAUGAUGAUAUUGUCAAUCAGCGAAUUCUAGAGCUCAUCGUUGAUCUUGGGAAUACAGUGCUCCAGAAGAGAGCAAUGACGGAGCUGAUGCACAUCAAAGCGAAGAAGGUGCCUGGUUUCAAGCAACCGGCUCUUUUCAAAAAGAUCAUGACGCUCUUGGAAUCACAUCACUUCCGUCUCGGAGUUCGACAUUUCGUCGCAGAGCUUUUUGACAGAAGUGUCCUACGACGGAUUGUCUUCGGGGAAGAGAACAGUGAUGACGAGAUGAAUAGUGAUGUCGAUGAUACUGGCAGCGAGGGGAGGACUGAACGCCAACGAAGCAUUAGUGAUCUAUCAGGAACAGCGCCCGAGUCAGGAGUUUAA